Messenger RNA from Numida meleagris (helmeted guineafowl), 676 nucleotides. Its product is annotated as nucleoplasmin-like. NCBI's taxonomy places the organism in Eukaryota, Metazoa, Chordata, Aves, Galliformes, Numididae. Gene Ontology annotation, molecular function: histone binding; RNA binding; chromatin binding. Gene Ontology annotation, biological process: chromatin remodeling. Bases 108 to 554 code for a protein of 148 amino acids. Gene Ontology annotation, cellular component: nucleolus; cytoplasm; nucleoplasm. The record is from RefSeq and is a predicted model, not a curated record. The transcript has 6 exons.
ACGCUGCUGCGGGGCUCCCUCUGCAAUUUAUUCGCAGCUCAAAGGGUGCUCGCGUUCAGUGCUCAGUGCUUUCCCUGGCCAGGAGCUGGUUCCUGGUGCUGUGCAGGAUGAACAGCUCUUCCCCUGCUCUCAGGUCACUGUCGGAGGACAGGACGGCUGCUGUGCUAUGGGGCUGUGAGCUGGGUGGGGGCAGCCGGAGCUGUGUGGUGAAGGAGGACGAUGACUUCCUAGAGCACCUGGUCCUGCUGAGGACGAUCUCCCUGGGGGCCGACGCCAGGGAUGAGUUGCACGUGGUGGCUGUGGAGUCCAAGAACACCUAUGGAGACCACAAGCCGGUGCCCAUCGCGUCCCUGCGUGUCUCAGUGCUCCCCAUGAUCAGCCUCAAAGGUCUGGAGUUUGUCCCUCCUGUCACCUUCAUGCUGCAAUGUGGAGCUGGGCCGGUCUAUCUCAGCGGGCAGCACGUUACCUUGGAAGAUAACUCCAGGUACGAAGCCCACGAGGAAGAGCUGUCGGAUGCGGAUGGAGGUGAUGAGGAUGAUGCCAGAGCAGCAUAGGAUGGAGAACAGCUGCAGCUCUGCAUGGGAUGGAUCCUUGCACAGUGACAUGAUGGGCUUUGGAUGGGCAGUGGGCUCUGCUUUGGAUACAUCCUUCUCUCCAUCUCAGAAAAUCUUGUUCU